AUGUCUUCAUUGAAUGCGCAAGCGAUUUUCUCUCAAACUCCAAAACAAAGAUCAAUUUAUCUCAUAACCUAUAGCCAAUGUGGUGAUUCGGGUUUAGAUAGACAAGAAUUUGCCAAAUUAAUAGUGAAUGCGUGGAAUGAAUGCUGCCGCUCAAAUAUACUACAGUGGGUAGUAAGUGAAGAAAUGCACGAAGACGGUGGCAAGCAUUUUCAUAUGGCAGUCAAACUCGACAAAAAAACAAGAUGACUCGCGGUCAGGGAUUUCAUUGAUAGCCAACAUGGUAUCAAAGUGAACUUUUCAGAUAAACACGAAAAAUACUUUACUGCGUAUACGUACGUAGUCAAAGAGGACGCAGAUUAUGUCUUAUCUGAGAAUCACUCAGACCUCACUAAUGCCACGGCACCUCGAACGACAAAUGCAACUCAAAAACGUAAGACGAAUUCUAAGAAACGAGUUGCUAGUAAAAAGAAAAGGAAACGCUUGGCAGUUUACGACGUGGUUCGGAUAAUCCAGUCGAAAGGCAUAAAGUCUCGGGUAGAGCUUAUGGCUCUAGCAAGCGAGUGGCAAGAACAGGGGAAAACAGAUCUGGCAGAAUUGGGUGGCAAUCGAGGGCCAAGAGUUGUGAACGAAGCCCUAGAGACAGCGCACGAACUGACACAAGCAGAAAAACGAUUGGAAAGAAUUAGUAAAACUAGGCUGGAGUUAGUCCAAGAGCAAUUCACACAGCCAUGCCAAGACAAAGGCGACGGAUUAUGGCUACGUGCGGCAGUUCAGAUAUUGGAUGGGAAUGGUAUACCUGUUUCAACAUUCGCAAGUGCAGUAUACGAUGCCCUGCUGCGAGGCCGAGGCAAAUAUAGAAAUAUCUAUGUUCACGGCCCUGCUAACUGCGGCAAAACCUUUCUUAUUUCGCCGUUGAAAUCCAUCUACGAAUGUUUUGUUAAUCCAGCCUCGGGGAGUUUUGCGUGGGUUGGCAUAGAGGAAGCAGAGGUGGUCUUACUUAAUGACCUAAGAUGGAAACCCUCCCUUAUACCAGGUGUGAGUUUUUGCAGGUCUUAGAGGGUGACACCGUGCAAUUUCCUGCCCCCAAAUUUUUUUUGAGGAAGGAUAUUGUGCUAGAAAAGGACACCCCAUUUUUUGCGACUAGUGACGCCCCUCUUGCCUUAGUUAUGGGAGGGAGUGUGGAUAGGGUCAACACUGAAAUGAUGGAUGUUCGUUGGCGUAUGUUCAAAUUACAUCGCCAAAUACCAAGAGAUGAACAAAAACAUAUAAAACAUUGUGGUUCUUGCUUUGCAAAACUUAUCUUAGAUAAUGUAGAGCACUAGCAAACAACAAUUUACUGAACAGGAUGAGAUAAUUGGCUUGAUGACAUACUUGUCUGUCAACAAAUCAUUUAUAGAUCGAUGCUCACUGACGGAUUUCAGCAUAAAAUACAAUGUUUUAUUAGUUUUUUAA
Molecule: messenger RNA, 1452 nt
Organism: Paramuricea clavata
Lineage: Eukaryota; Metazoa; Cnidaria; Anthozoa; Malacalcyonacea; Plexauridae
Source: the annotation of a GenBank genome assembly